Molecule: messenger RNA, 693 nt
Organism: Amphimedon queenslandica
Lineage: Eukaryota; Metazoa; Porifera; Demospongiae; Haplosclerida; Niphatidae
Exons: 3
Coding region: 221-583 (120 amino acids)
Cellular component (GO): membrane
Source: RefSeq, a predicted model, not a curated record
UAUCAGUCUAUAGUUUUAGUUCAGUAGAAUCUUGCAUUCUUGCAUAUCAAUAAUGUAAUACCUGAGUCCCUUGAUAUCUGCCCUCAGCUUCACCUCAAGCAGAUAUCUCAGUCCUCAGGUAUUACAUUACUUAUACACACACCUCCAGACAGCCUUCUGGUCACUGCUAAAGCUGCAUAUACUAUAGAAGUACAUUAUAUGUUAUUGUGAUUAUAGUUCAAUGACAUCUCCAGUGUGGGUUGAUGAUAUUACAUGUACUGAAUCUGAGAGUUGUUUCAGUACUAAUUGUGUCAAUGAUGAUCAGUCAGAAGUAACAUCAGGACCUUGUGCUGGUCAUGCAAUGGACAUCAGUCUCUCAUGCACUUUUGUAUCAACUGAUGGUGACACUCUUUUGUCUGGUAAUGAAUUCAUUUGUCGUAUCCAUGGAGCUGAUGUUCUUGUUAUUGUCUUAUCUUCAGUAUUUGGAUUCUUUUUCUUGACAUGUCUCUGUGCACUGAUCACUUGUAUUGUUUGUUGUUAUACUGUCAGAACCUGUCCUUUAUAUGCCUACAAGCAGAAGAGGAAGUAUCAAGGACUGAUCUAACUUAUGAACAAGAAAUAUUGUCAGUGUAGCUUUGCUGCUAUUUUAUUAAUUAUUUUUAUUUCUUAUAUUCCAACAUCGUGUAAUUGAAAUUCAGUGGCUCAAUUACUGUA